This is a messenger RNA of Chelmon rostratus (copperband butterflyfish), 2838 nucleotides long. It is a transcript of the gene etaa1b, whose product is annotated as ETAA1 activator of ATR kinase b. The coding region runs from base 200 to 2044 and encodes 614 amino acids. The transcript has 6 exons. NCBI's taxonomy places the organism in Eukaryota, Metazoa, Chordata, Actinopteri, Chaetodontiformes, Chaetodontidae. The record is from RefSeq and is a predicted model, not a curated record.
AUGGAAAGUAUCAGCGACGCUGCUGUAAACCUCCACGAAGCCGUUAGUACGAUGAUGUUCUCGGGAGGCUGCGCUGCUCCCUUUGCCUCAGUGGACCACGACAGAGCCGCCCGCCGGCACUGCUGACUCCCCUGAGCUGUGGAGGACAGUUUCCAAACUUUGUCACAGCAAAAUACAGGACAGCGUAACAGGAAAGCAGAUGCCUGGCACGGCAACGUCACCUAUGCGUAAAGAUUUUCAGAGUCCGAAGGGCAGCGGCUGCCGCAGAUACCCCGGCCUGAAUAAUGGGGACUCUCCAGGAGAUGGGGAGCCCUCACAAGACAUUUUCUGGGAUCCAACAUCUCCCACUCCAGCUAAUACAGGGCUCAGGAACUCCAGAGUCGUGGAAAUAUCGGAUAUCGUCGACCGCAUUGCUCCAAAGGAUGUGAAGAGGAAGGAGGCUGAAUCUCCUCUGCUGCAGUGGAUUGGUGACAGCGCCGUCUCCUGCACACCAGACAUACCGAAGCCAAGAGUCCAGAAGAGGUCCUCUCGGCAGAGCAGUGUGGAGGACCUCAUGAAACUGGCCAGGCAGUUUGACAAGAACAUGCAACAAGACAGGGAGACUUCAGAACAGCUUAACACCAUCAACAACAACCUCAAUGAACGUGGGAACGCUUCCGAAACAAAACUGUCAGAGACGUCUUUCUCUAGCAGUGUGAGGGACCUGAAGUGUCCAACCUCAUUGGAUCAGGUGGAGUCAGAGCUGCACGCUCUGUUUGACUGCUCCACCCAGAGAUUCAGCGGUCGGCUAAGCCAGGGCUCCUCAGCAUCGGCCUGUUCACAGGAAAUAAAAGACCAACCUGUGAGUUCAACUUCAGCUGAACUCCGACAAUCAGAGCUCAGGUCAGCUGACACGUCUGGCCCGGCUGCACAUCCUGCUGAAGAAAAAGGAUCUUGCAGUUCGAGUGCGAACAACUGUGAUGACUUUGAUGACGACUGGGAGAACGAUGACCUACUUAAUGACUCUUUUGUGCUGGCGAUGACCCAGGAUCCCGACCAGCAACAUGACACCAACCCUAAAACCAACUUGCAGUCUAACACAAAGACAAACACUGCUCAGUUCACCUCUGCGUGCAAACCUGCUGCAAAUACAAACUCUGCACAUCAGCCUUCAAGCUUGCACUCCAAGCCGAGCUGCAGUGCACUCCAAGAACUGUGUCCCAAACCAAAGACUACCAACCGAAGCACUUUCAAGUUAGAGCCCAACCCUCACUUCCAGCCCAAGGAGGCAUCCAAGUCCAGCUUCACUGUUGCACAACCUAAACCACAGAUGUCGACCACAAAAACGCUGUCUACUCCUCAACCUGACAAGAUCACUAAGACUGAGGAGAAGACUUGUGUAGCUGCCUGCUCUGUUAAAGACAUUUCAGACAGCCUGUGGGAUGAUGGGGACGAUGACGCGCUGCUCUACCAGGUAUGUGACAGGGUGGAGAGGAUCUCCAACAGUCAACAGCUGCAAGUGAGGACCAGCAACUGCCAAGAAAAACAAGAUGUUGCAGUAGACGGACAGCGAAAAGUCACAGCACCUCUGCCGAUCGACGCGGCCGGGUCCGCGAACGCCAGUGCCAGCGCUAGUAGACAGUCGCCAUGUGCUUUUGUUCGAUCUAACUCAUUACCGGAGACUAGCUGCGAAUCUGUGAACUACCGAGGAUGGAGCGUUCCCAUGAAGGGCGCCAGCAACAAAUCACGGAUGUCACAGAGCCUCCCAGGAAGCCACAUGAGUCUGGGCACAUUUAGCCAGUGCAGGGAUUCCUCUGGAACUUUCCACGGAGGGAACGCUAAUGUGGAUAUGAGGCCGCAUACGGUGACAGCCAGGGCACCGCAGAACUCCAAGUCCCACCACAUAGCCUUCAAGAGAAAUGUGUCUGACUCGGCAGUUAUAAGCAGCAAAGUUUUCGUCACAAGCCAGAUGACAGGGAAGUGCUCGUCACCCGAGAUUGAGAGGAAGAAACAGGAAGCCCUGGCCAGGAGGCGACUGAGGAUGCAGAACGCCGCAAAACCAUAGAGGAGCUCCAUCCUGACUGAAGGGAUGUUAUUAUAAUGCAAUAAGCUGUUACUAAAUCAUCAUUCCAUGCCAGUGGUGCAGUCACCUCCUUUACAAGAUGUUUAACAUCAUAAAAUCUUAAAUAUCAUCCUCCAUAGCGUUUUGGAUGAUUUGCUUGACUCUGCACAGGAAGGACCUCGUGUCUGUCAAAAACUAGCGGAUGCUCGUUGUAAGAGCUGCUGGACACUUUCGCAGACAAACAUUUCUUUGGGGCUGAACUAUAGAUGUAAUAGAUGAGAAAAUGUCUGUUUUAUAUGUGAAAAUGAGCAUUGUUUGCUUGUCACAUUUUUCAUCAUUUCAGUUUUGCACAGGUCAGAAUCAAGUGUUAAAGACAGUGUUUUGGCCCUCUGCUGUAGGCCCAGUUUAUUGUAACAGCCACGCUAUGCACCUUUUAGAAAUUCUCAACCUAACAGCAGUAACAGCACAACCAUGGAGGCGCACGUUUUGAUUCCCACGGGAUGAGACUGAACGAGGAAGUUCAGAUCGACUGUGUUCGGAGCGUUGAUCUGCGGUGGACAGGUCAGACAACAACCAGAUCAAGAUGCUUGUGACCUCUUUGUUUCGAUCUCAGUGCCUUAGUGUGUCAUUAUGAAUUUGGCUGCAGUCCGACAGCAACAUGAUAAUUUGUCUUUCAUGAUGUUUGAGCCUUGUAUGAACGAAGAAACGUCUGAGCACAGUUGAUCGAGAAGAACAUUGUUUGUAGCCGUUUCAUUUAGUUUCAGCUGUCUGACUGGUGUCCAUAUUUUCGUUUUUCA